AUGGAUUCAUCGCAGAACCUCAAACCCCUCCGGGACAGGGUUCAUUCCACUCUCGUCACGGUAACACGCUCGGUGAACACGCUCGCGAACGAGGACCUCCAGUUUCAGCGGACUGUCCACCCCUCAGUCGCGGCUCGCCUCGACCAGAACACGGAUCGCUUGCUCGAACUGGCCCGUGGCGUUUUGAAAUCCGCCUCCAAGUUCACCGCGCAGAGGGAACCCCAACUGGAAGAUGUGGACGAUGUUGAGAUCCAGUGGAAGGGCGUGCUAGAUGUGAUUGACUCGCUCUUGGAGAAGUCCGACACCUGCCUGGACGAGUACACCGGCCUGGUCAAGAGGAAAGAUGCGCCGACCCCCGAAUCUGGACGGGAUACUAAGCGGCCAAAGUCAACCACUGACAGGCUCGACUGGUCGAUGAAGCGCGCCAACAUCCUAAAGCCCCAGAAUACGUUCGAGAAGAAGAUAGACAACUUCGAGUCGGGACCAUGGAAACCUCUCCUCACAAGCAAGCCCCAUGCCCAGACCCCACUGGACGCAAGUUUGACAAUCUCCGUUAACGACGAAGGCCGUCCUCAAUAUGAGCAUCCCUACAAACAGGAAAUCAUAGAUAUGCAAUAUCCAGAUCACGUCUUCAAGUCCCGCGAGCCCAUCGGAUACCCCCCCUUGGAGAAAACAACGGCAAUUUGGGUAGACACCUACGAGGGUGUUUUGGAGAUGCUGGAGGAGCUGAAGAAGGCACCCGAGAUUGCGAUCGAUUUGGAACACCACGACUUUAGGUCAUACACGGGACUUUUGUCGUUGAUGCAGAUCAGCACGAGGGAAAAGGAUUGGAUAAUCGACACUCUGGUACCUUGGAGACACAAGCUCGAAGUUCUUAAUGAAGUCUUUGCGGACCCGAAGAUUGUCAAGGUUCUCCACGGCGCAUUCAUGGACAUUAUCUGGCUUCAACGGGACCUCGGUCUCUAUGUUGUGGGGUUAUUCGAUACUUUCUACGCUAGCACCGCCCUCCAGUAUGCGGGCAAAAGUCUGGCAUUUCUACUUAAGAAAUUUGUCGACUUCGACGCGGACAAGAAGUAUCAGCUCGCGGAUUGGCGGUUAAGACCUCUCCCGGAGGAGAUGUUUUACUACGCUCGAUCCGAUACCCAUUUCUUACUCUACAUCUACGACAUGCUGCGGAACGAGCUCGCCCAACUUGCCACCCAAAACGGCUCAGAUGGACACCCCACCGACCGUGUCAUUCAAAAGUCUAAGGAAGUGGCUUUACAGCGGUACGAGAACUCCUUCUGCGACCCGGAAACAGGCGCUGGCAACCGGGGUUGGCAUGCCACCUUGACCAAAUCGUCCACGUUAUACGACAGCGAGCAGUUUGCCGUCUACAAAGCGGUGCACAAGUGGCGGGAUGAUAUUGCCCGCCAAGAGGACGAAAGCCCCUUUUUCAUAAUGACACAACAAGUCCUCAGUAACAUAGCUCGCAUCAUGCCCACGGACAUGAAGGCUCUAUGGAGCUUGCUGGAGUCGAAUACCGGAGCGCUCAAGUCUCGUCUUGGCGAACUGUUCAAGAUCAUCACCGAAGCCAAGGCGCAGGGUGCGAAUGGCCCCACGAUGCUGCAAUUCUUCAGGCAAUCAUCGUCUGAUAGAGUACAAGCCUCGCUCGGGGACCAGCCCGCGGCAGCCACCGCAAUACAGGAUACCGAGCCGCUCGAGAUCGAGGAACUGAAGAGCGACCGUUCCCAAUUAUGGGGGAAUGUGGCACUCAACUCGGUAUUGGACGGAACUUCCAAGGCACGCCCAGUUGACAAGCAGGAGAUGAUCCCACUCUACACGGUCCCCUUCGACGAAAACCCACCAACCGUCACAGCGCCGCCACCCAAACGCGCCGCCAAGCAAGACGCCGAGCCCGCCCCCGUUCCCGAAGAGGGGGACUUCACCCUCAAAAAGGGACGGAAACGCAAAGCUUCCGACGCUGACACGGCAGUGGCGCCACCACCCAAAUCCGAGUCCGCCUCCGCCUCUGCCUCCGACGCAGAGACGAGCAACGACAGCCCCGCGGCAGCAGCGGACGAGUCCGAAAACCCCGACGCCGAGGCCCAGGGAGAGGAGCCCAACAGCAAAACCACAACCCUGCCCACCCGACGCCAAAACCGCCGCGCAGCAGCAAAGCAAGCCAAAGCCGCCCAAGCCGGGAAGAAGAAGACACCCUCAGAAGGCGCCAACACCGAAGCCGAAGCCGAACCGCAGCCGGAGUCGGAGCAGGACGACGACGAGCAGCCGUUCGACUACAGCGCGGCGUCGUCGGUGCUGCGCGCGCCGAGGGUGGCCCACGCCAACGGCAACGGUGACGGCGACGGCAGCAGCGGGAGGGGUGGUGGCAGGCGCGGCAAGGUGCCGUACGAUCCGUACGCGAAGAAAUCGGGGGAUGCGCCGCAGGGGGCGAGGAAGAUGAAUUAUGAGAGGGCGGGGCGGACGGCGACGUUUAAGAAGUGA
Messenger RNA from Chaetomium globosum CBS 148.51, 2484 nucleotides. RefSeq lists its product as uncharacterized. Gene Ontology annotation, cellular component: nucleolus; nuclear exosome (RNase complex). Bases 1 to 2484 code for a protein of 827 amino acids. Gene Ontology annotation, molecular function: nucleic acid binding; 3'-5'-RNA exonuclease activity; nucleotide binding. Gene Ontology annotation, biological process: nuclear polyadenylation-dependent snoRNA catabolic process; nuclear polyadenylation-dependent snRNA catabolic process; TRAMP-dependent tRNA surveillance pathway. The transcript is spliced from 5 exons. The record is from RefSeq and is a predicted model, not a curated record. NCBI's taxonomy places the organism in Eukaryota, Fungi, Ascomycota, Sordariomycetes, Sordariales, Chaetomiaceae.